GGAUUCUGCGGAGCUUUGUUGGUAGGUUCUUUCUCGCUCCUCCCACCCCCCGCCCACCCUGUCCUCUCUCGUCUGCCCUUCCUCUCCUCCAAAUCACCCUUUUCUAACUCUCUCCUCUGCGUAGGAGGUGAUAGUGUGUCGCCGAGGCAAGCAUUGCAUUACUCCAUCGCUCCGCCCGCAUCCAAUAUGGCAACUCGUCCACCGGCGGCGAGUUCGACGCACACCACGAAUGGCGAUACGCAUGCGCGAGGUCCUCCAAACAACGCUGCACCAUCUACCGCGACGCCGGCAACUGGAUCGACCGUGAAUCGCAAGAAGCAGAAACGCCGGCAGAAGCAGGCCGCUCGCUUAGCUGCGGAGCAUCGGUCGCCCACCGAUGGCUACGCAUCUGGAGAUGUAGCGGAUCCAGCGAUGGGGGAUGAUAUGCGUUCUUACGGAGAUGAUCGUGACUUCGGCGAAUCAUUUCCUAACCACGCAGCGACCGGUGUUCCCUUUGCAACCGACAAGCCAACAGUCUCGCGGCAGAACUCAAGCGACCACCCAGUAACUGACGGACCAGAUGAACAACAACUUGCGACGGGUCGGAGAUCGAGAAGGAAAAGGGGCAAGAAACAUCGCUCUGGAUCUCACACUCUCGCCGACGGAAGCUCGACCCCGCUCUCCACCCCGUCCGCCACCUUCUCCCACCCUCCGCCGCCGCCCCAAAAUAUGCCCUACGCUAGUCGGUACCCGAUGAAGGCCGGAAAGGAGGGCAGCAUUUGGAAUCAGUCUUCGCUGGAGGAGCGCGAAAACAUCAGGACCUUCUGGUUUGAGCUGGGCGAAGAAGACCGGCGGCAACUGGUCAAGGUCGAAAAGGAUGCCGUACUGAAAAAGAUGAAGGAGCAGCAGAAGCACUCCUGCAGCUGUACGGUGUGUGGGCGAAAACGGACUGCGAUUGAGGAAGAACUUGAAGUGUUGUACGAUGCAUACUAUGAGGAGCUCGAGCAGUACGCGAACAACAACCAAGGUUCGUUCGACGAGGGCUCGCCCAUCAUCCCCCCGCCUCGACUGUACCAACCCCCCUACGGUCUCCCGUUUCACCCGUCGCGAGGCAGAGUGCAGGAGCUACCAGAGGACGAUGAUGACAUUGAGGAAGACUACGAUGAGGACGAGGAAGACGAGGACGACGAUGAGCUGUACAGUGAUGAUGAGCUUGAGGACGAAGAGGCACGCGAAGCGCGGGCAGACUUCUUCGCGUUUGGGAAUAGUCUCACUGUGAAAGAUGGCAUCCUUACCGUUGCAGACGAUCUUCUCAAGAAUGACGGGAAGCAUUUCAUCGACAUGAUGGAACAGUUAGCCGAACGUCGAAUGCAAAGAGAAGAGGAUACGCAGUACGGGAUAGCCGCCGCUCAUCAGUCCUUUCAUGGAGGCCACAACCAUGGCCCCCUCGACGACGAGGACUAUGAUGACGAGGAAGACGAGGAGUAUGAUUCCCAGGAGGAGGAUGAGUAUGACGAAGACGAAAUGGACGCCAUGACGGAAGAACAGCGUAUGCAGGAAGGCCGGCGAAUGUUUCAAAUAUUUGCUGCGCGGAUGUUCGAGCAACGAGUCAUGACUGCAUAUCGAGAGAAGGUUGCCGAGCAACGUCAGAAACAGCUCAUUGAGGAGCUGUUGGAAGAGGAAACCCGAGAAGAGCAAAAGAACGCCAAGAAAGCUCGAGAGGCACAGAAGAAAAAAGACAAGAAGCAGAAACAGAAGCAAGCCAAGGACGAGGAGAAAGCUCGCCGGGACGCUGAAAAGGCGGCCGAGGAGGCUGCGGCCAAAGCUGCGCAAGAGAAAAAGCUCGAAGAGCAGCGGCUGAAGCGCGAAGAACAACGGAAGAAGCGGGAGGCCGAACGAAAGGCUCAAGAAGAGGAGCGUGUGCGGAAGGAAGCCGAGAAGCAACGGCGUCUCAAAGAGGAGCGAGAACGGCAGGCCGAAACUGAGCGCAAGCAACGCGAACAGAAGGAACUGGAGAAGAAGAAGCGCGAGGAAGCCAAGCGUAAGGAGCGAGAGGAACGAGAGGCUCGAGAGAAGAAGGCCAAAGAGGAGCGAGAGCGCAAAUUGCGAGAGGCAGCGGUCAAGGCCGAGCAGGAACGCGCCGGUAGGCGUGAUGUCCAAGCAAAGCGUGCUCCCCCAACGUACGCUGGGGCGUUUCCUCUCCAGUCAAACUCGCAGUCCCCAUCUCAUCCGGGUCCGCUACAGUCUCCGCAUUAUGCUGCCGCUAAUGUCGUCCCGAAAGCCCCAACACCCGCGAGGCCGCGCCAACCGUCUCAGCAGGACUCUCACACCUCGUCGCCUCGAUCCCAGCAAGCCAGCACAGACUCGUCUCAUCAGCCAUCCGUCUCGCCGCAUUCAAUACCGCAGUCGCAGUCGUCGGGAGCCUCCAGCAUGGGUACUAAGCAAACCCAAGGUCAACAACAGCAACCUCCUUUGCAUCACCCCCAGCCUUCGGCACCGCUGUCCCCACUUGGUCGAACCAACCCACCCGGAUUUCAAGGUUUGGGCCUGCCAUCCCACCCACCGGGCAUUCCUGGUAUGGCUCCCCGGCCACCGCUGGGACCAGACUUGCCUAUGUAUCCGCCCAACUCGACCAACCUGAUGAACCAAUUCAGAGGUUUCCCUGCGCCAAGUGGAAUUCCUGCACCGCCUGGAAUCAAUGGGUCACGUCCAAUCCCGCCAGGUCGUGGGUUCCCGCUCGAGCAUGGGCCCGGUCUUCCGUUCCAGGGACAGCCUGGGUUGUCCAACGCAUUCCCUAUGCAACAAGGUGGUCUGGCGAAAACCCAUUCGAGACAACCGUCCGGCUCGUUCGAACGGUCACCAUUGGAGAAUAAUUCCCAGCUGUACCCAAUUACGCGGCCAAGUCCGAUCAAGCGUCCGCCGAGCACCGCUCAAGAGCAGCAGAGAGAAACAGGUCCUGUUCCAUCGCAGCGGGAGGUGGACAACCUGAGCGCCCAUCUGGGCAGUAGCGCGCUUCUUGACGAUACCGACUCUCCAUAUUCAGCCAAAUUGUCCCAGUCCUUGCCCGGUGCAGUGGCCCCUGGAUCAUUCCCCGGACCAACAAGAGCUAGCUUUGGAGGACCAUCGCUAUUUGGUGAUCCUCUAGCCCCCAAGCCUGUCAACAAUUUCUCGGUCACUUCUUCGAGUAACACCUGGGGCACACCUUUCGGCAACUCUGCUUUCCCUGGAACCCCAACCUGGGGCACUGCACCUGGAAGUGGCUGGUCCCACAACGUCUUUGGAGCCAGCACUCAUCAGCGUCCGCACACUUCUCGGCCAGUUACAAUUCGCCUCUUGGUGAUCCAGGCUUGCAAGCAACUCAACGCCAUGAGCUCACAAAAAAGCCUCGCAGCAUACCAUGACGUGGGCAUCGUUCUCCGACAGGUGGAACAGCUGCGGCCUUCAAGUGAGCCCUCGAUCUCGCUGGGUGAGAUGCUGGAUAUCUGCGACACAGAGGGCAGCCCUCAGAACGGCGGCGGGUCAUUCUCCAUCAACGAGAACGAGAACGGUCAGUACGUCAAGUUCGAGCCCGACACCAACAGCGCCGUCCCUGGACACAGACCCAGCAUUGUUCCUGGAGACAUCGGCAGCCCGAUUCCUGGGAACAGCAACCCGGCCGCGUUUGGCGGGUUCGGUGGUCCCGCGCCCUCAGUGUUGCGACAGUACACCUCGCCCCCUGCUGGGUUCUAG
Molecule: messenger RNA, 3708 nt
Organism: Penicillium lagena
Lineage: Eukaryota; Fungi; Ascomycota; Eurotiomycetes; Eurotiales; Aspergillaceae
Exons: 4
Source: RefSeq, a predicted model, not a curated record